Ochlerotatus camptorhynchus is the source of this 6433-nucleotide messenger RNA. RefSeq names its product sol narae (gene sona). The transcript is spliced from 14 exons. Gene Ontology annotation, molecular function: metalloendopeptidase activity. Bases 1983 to 4334 code for a protein of 783 amino acids. Gene Ontology annotation, biological process: proteolysis. The record is from RefSeq and is a predicted model, not a curated record. NCBI's taxonomy places the organism in Eukaryota, Metazoa, Arthropoda, Insecta, Diptera, Culicidae.
CGCGCGCGGACGGACCAACCGAUCGCUUAGUAGACUGUUGCGAGCGUUCGCGAAUCGAUCUCGCGCGACUUGCCUCCGCAGAAAUUAAAAAAAAAAACUGCGGCCAAGAAGGAAGGUGUCUCCGCUCGGGUUCAGAUUUUUUCGGAUUAGUUAGCGUUUAACCGUCACACCGAUAAGCUCGUUCUGGUUCUUGAAGUGCGCUGUUGCUGGAAGUACAACAACAAGUUGCAACAGCUUUCAGUGCAAUCAGCAGUGCAGUGUUGUGCGGUUCUCGUUCUCCAAAGUUUGUGAAGUUUUCAGUUCGUUUUUUAUUGAGGAUUGAGCAGGGUGUAAAGUGAACCGUAACUUUGAACAGUCAAGUUGAGGUGAAGUUCUGGGGACUGGAUUAGAGUGAAGAAAUUGCGUGCGGUAACCCCAGAGGGAGAAAGUGAAUCGAUUUUCCUCUCGACGGUGCUUUUCGAUAAAUAAAACAAAGUGAGUGUGUAUGUUUUGCCUCUUUGCCCCGUAAAGUAAGCUCUCUGGAAACCCAUCAACGCGGAUCGCUACGAGUGGCACAUUUUUCCAAAGCUGGCUCUAGCUAUCCAACUAACCUGGCCAGCAGCAGCCAGCAAUAAGCCUUACAAUUAAAAGUGAAGUUGAGCACUUUUUCUUCGUGGCCAGUGAAGGCAAAAUAAAAUAAUAAUAAUAACAUAGAGCUAAAGCAAACGUACAUAAAGCCGUGCUUUUUUGCAGUGCACACGCUCUGCCCACCAACAACAACGACGACGACGACGACGACGACGGACCGACGAACGAACGACGGCAGGUUCCAGCAAAACCAGCUGAGGCUGACCGCCGAUCGCGAAACAAGUUACUUACUGCCCGCAUGGUAGCUCUAGUAUCGCUUUUUCCUCUCGCCCCUAGAAACCAGCAAACAUCAACAAACACUUGAAAACGCCAAGACUGCAAAAAUUUCACCCCCUAUCCGAACUGGAAUUUCUCUAACAAAAACUAAAAAUAAAUCCCAAUUUUAUUUUUUUGCGCAAAGUGGCGACGAGGAAAACUUCGACAGCUUUGAAGCUCGAACGUUACUUAACCGAAUUAUAGACAAGUGAAUCCCCACUGACCAAAAGUAGACGACGAACAAGAAGAAGUCGAAGAAGAAGAAGAAGCAACGAGUGAAGUGAAGCAAUUAAAACUCGGACAAAGUUUUUGGAGGCCUUUGGGAGGCUGCAGCCGUGCAUUGUUUUCGGCGCGGGCGCGAUCACCUCGAUCUUUCUCGUCGCUGCCGCUGUUGGAGGGUUUUAUGUAAUUCGUGAAUUUUUCGAUUUUUGUGUUCAGCAGUAAGCAGGCAGCAGUAAAUGCCAACGGUGGUAGUAGUAGGCAGACGAAGACGCACACCCAAGCCCCAGUCCCAAUGGGAAGCUACUAAUUAGUGGAAAAUUAGAUUAAUAAAUUUUUCGAAAAGCCUAAACACGCCGAAGCGAUAAAAGAAACGAAGAGUAGCGAAAUCGGUAGCAAAGCAAAGCGCGAGAGAAAAGCACAGGAAUAACAAUUUGAUUAAGUGAAAACGCUGGAUUUGGCGGAAUUGAGCGAUUGAAGGUAUUUUCUCUUGAUAGGGACAACGACGGAGAACCCGAGUGGAAGUGAAUUGAAGAAGGUGUGUCUUGAUUUUUUUCCCCCGAACGCGCCAGUGCGUGGGUGUUGGUGCAAUUCGACAAAGUAAAAAAAAAAACGAAAGUGAUUGAAAAGUGCUUUUGGCCGGAGAAUGGAGUGACGGGUGGAAGAAUUCUGUGUUCGGAAGAAUUGAGCGAAUUGAGGAAAGAGAAAGGAAUCUCGGAGUGAUUGAUUCUGGUGAUUUCGUGUUGCUUUUUGUUUUCUGUUGGUUUGGCGGGUGAAGGAAGGAGAUUUCGACGCAGUGAGAGAAAGGAACAAAGAGAUUUAUUGAACCUACAUGAGCAUCGUGCUUCGGAGCGGCUGAAAUAAAUACCCACCCCGCCAAGAUGACGCGACUUGGCCUGUAUAUCGCGGCGUCAUGGACGUUAUUCUGCACCUACAGCGUUGCCAUGCCAGACAUCCACCGGCAGAUGAGCACCGAACAGUUGCGGGAGGUCUUCCACGUGGACCACCCGGACUCAGUACCACACUACGAGCUGAUUCAGCUGACACACCACACCAAUCAACCUUCGUUUCACUACCGCCGCAAAAGAAGCAUAGAGACAGAACCAGGUUCAAAAGGCGGUAGCAGCGGCAACAGUCUACUGCAGCAAGGUGGUGGCACGAACAACCACCACGUGAAGAAAGAUCUGAGCAAAGUGAAGUUUAGUGAGAAAGUGAGUGAGAGACAAGUUCCGGCCAAGAAGCGGACUGUUGCGAAACAACCUACGACGACGGCGCCGUCCGCGAUCGUGGCAAGUGAACAGGAACAGAUCCUGCCGGAAAUGCAACCUCAACAACAACAACAACAACAACAGCCGGAAAGUGUUGAUGAGAAUGAAAGUGAUAGAAGUGAUGAUAGCAAAAGUAGAAUUAGUGAUGCCAGCAUACGGGACAUCAACCAGCACCGGGUGUCUUUCAGUGCCUUCGGGGAGAACAUGAACCUGACACUGGAGAAGACCGAGGGGCUGUUCCGCGAUGGACCGCACUCGUUGCGCAUGUGGAACGUGCGGGUCGACCCGAAUGCGACGCAGGGUCUGGUCUACGAGGAAAUACACGAAGAGAAUCCAGCAGAAGAAGACUCAUUUGGUAACAUUUACCAAGAUCAGCAGAACAUGGCUGCCGUUCUGAUGCGAAAGCAUCUGGAAAGCGGCGAUCUUAUGAUGGAGGGUAGUAUAGGACAUGAACUUGUGAUAAAACCAGUGCCAACCGACAUCUCCCGGGCGGAGGACGGUAGUGUUCAUCAUGUUAUUUAUAAGCGAACCGUGUCAGAGGAACACCACGAUCAUGCCAGUGAUUACGCAUUCAUGGAACCGGACCGGCUGCAGAAGCGAUUUCGCUCCAAGCGUCAGGCAUCGUUCUACAAAUCAUCGCGGGCGCUCGAUACGACCAUCUAUCCGGAAAUCCUGGUCAUAGUGGACUACGACGGCUACCGGUUACACGGCGGCGACAACGUCCAGGUCAAGCGGUACUUUGUCUCCUUCUGGAACGGAGUGGAUCUGCGCUAUCGGCUGCUGAAGGGGCCGAAGAUUCGCAUCAGCAUUGCCGGGAUCAUCAUCUCGAGGGGUCGCGAUGCCACUCCGUACCUGGAACGGAACCGUGUGGGACGUGAUGCGAUCGAUUCGGCCGCUGCCCUCACCGAUAUGGGCAAGUAUCUGUUCCGAGAGCGAAGACUACCGGUGUACGACAUUGCCGUUGCCAUCACGAAACUAGAUAUGUGUAGAAGACAGUAUGCAAAUGACGCGUGUAAUCGCGGUACCGCAGGCUUCGCAUACGUCGGAGGCGCCUGCGUCGUGAACAAGCGACUGGAGAAGGUCAACAGCGUGGCCAUCAUCGAGGACACCGGCGGCUUCAGCGGUAUCAUUGUAGCGGCCCAUGAAGUUGGUCAUCUACUCGGAGCCGUUCACGAUGGAUCUCCCCCGCCAAGCUACCUCGGAGGACCGGGCGCGGAAAAGUGCCGCUGGGAAGACGGAUACAUCAUGUCCGAUCUGCGGCACACCGAACGGGGCUUCCGGUGGUCACCCUGCAGUGUUCAAAGUUUCCAUCAUUUCCUCAAUGGUGACACCGCCAGUUGCCUGCACAAUCCACCUCACGAGGACGAAGCGUUGGGCCGUUCCCUGCCGGGUACGCUCCUGUCACUGGACGCCCAAUGCCGGCGGGACCGGGGGACUUCGGCGUGCUUCAAGGACGAACGAGUCUGCGCCCAGCUGUUCUGUUUCGAUUCGGCCAGCGGGUACUGCGUAGCGUACCGACCGGCUGCCGAGGGAUCCACCUGCGGUGAUGGACAACACUGCUUGGAUGGUAAAUGCGUCGCCGAAAAUGAGAACAUAAUUCCCGACUAUUCACAGCAUACACCGUCGUACGCGCGGUUCAACCAACAACCAGUCAAAUAUAACUACGACGACAAGUCAGGUCAGCAGGAAGAAUAUUAUGAACCAUCUAGUAGCACGUCGUCCACAACGACCACCUCCACAACCACCACCACAACGACAACCACCACCACCACACCACCACCGCCGCCACCGACAUCGACGAGGAAUUAUUACCAAUAUUUCAACCACAAGUCCACGAGUACAUAUCAUACAGUGGAUGAUGAGGACAGCCGAUACAAGAAUUUCAUGAAUGCCAUCAAACGGAAGCGAUUACAACACCUAAAGGAGCAACUGCAGCAGCAGGAAAUCGUCAGCAAUCAGCAGUAGUAGACCGACCAAUAAUGGAAGAGUUUUGUUUUUUACCAACCAUAAAAAAACAAUCGGAAUAGUAGGCAGCGCAGUGCAUCUCCAGCCCCCACAUCCCUGGAACAGUAGGCUUUAGAUUCUAACAAGACAGGCGCCAAGGAGACUGACCUGAGUUCUGCUGGACUCCAAAUGCUGCUUUUUUAGUAAUUUCAACGUAGUCUGCCACCUUCAAGUCCACCCCUUUAACCCAUACCCUCCCACAACCGCACCGUUAGUUUACUUGUUUUGUAUUUUCUUCUUCUAUGAAGAAAGUGACAGCAAACCACGUUUUGACUAUCAAGUAAUCCAUCAUUCGUCUACGAUAGAAACAAGUCUCAUUUCUCUUCAGCUACUAAUUGACACUAGCGCGCAAAAGACCACACCUAAACAAAGCAAGACGUUAAAUUAUGCAGAAAGCAGAAUAAACAUUCAAAAUACAAUUGUGAUAUAAAAUUGUGCAAAUAGGCGAAGAAACUAUUUACUUCUACAGAAUAGUUGUUUCGUAUUAUUUUUUUGUAGUUCUUAAGCAGAGUGACGCAAUUUUUGAGAAAUUGCAUCACAUUUCAUGGUAGGUUUAAGAGUUGAAAAGAUGCACAAUAAUUGCGACUUGUUCGAAUUAUUGACGAAACAUUUCCACAUUGAGAAAAAAAGAAGCAACAAAAGCGAAACUAUAACGGCAUGAACUUCGAUAGGAAAUCAGUCGUCGAAAGAUGAGUUCGAAAUUCAACCAAUGAUCUGUGAUCUUGAAAAUUUGAACUAAUGUACGUUCUAUAAAAAAUCAAUUGUUUUGGAAAAUUCCAUACAUUUCGAACCAGACUCAUCUUAGUUUCGCUGCAAACAACUAAUCGUGACAUUCCUAUAAACAAAUGUUAAAAAAAAAAGUUGACACACACACUGCGCUUUCAAGCGCAGAGUGUCAUCGUAAGAAGCAUUGCCAUAAUUCGUAAACCCUAAAACGUUCAGAACGCAGUUUGUAAGUCUAUCACUUCGCGCGAUCGCCUACUGUAAGUCCCAAUCGGACGAACGAAACGCCCAAUCUUAGCCCCUCAAGAACCAAAAUGAUGAUCACUCUUUAACCAGAUCUCACCACAGAGAACGUGAUCGUCAAGCCUAACUGUAGGCAACAUGCUGUGCACUCACAGCCCAAUCCAAUCCAAUCCAAUCGAACCGCGACACAGCAACCGUUAGCAAAUUUUGUUAUUGCGUUGAAAAAAAAAAUGAUCCAGAAAAAUUACCACCGAACAGAUCAAACGGAAAAACACACAAAAGCACAAAAGUCAAAAUACUUUCAACUGAAAACUGCCCUGAAAGUUGAUUUCGGAAUUAUUUUGUUGUAAAUAAGAGUACGUAUCGUAUGUAUACUAACAUGACUGCUAUACUGCCUCCGCCAAACGAGCAAUCCAAUAAAAUCCACAAGAAGCCUUAUUGUUAACUCUUGAAAUCUUGUUAUUUCUUUUGUACUUAUCCAUGAGCAACAAAACCCGACCUGUAAAUAUGUAACGAUUAUUCUUAAAACACAAAAAACGAACCAACUUUUCUAAUAUUAUAUAAGCAAAUGUCGGAGUAACGAAAAUCGCGUAAACAACGAAAAAGUCUGCCCCGAUUUGAAAUCAGCACAAAAAUCUAAAAAAAAAAAACCAAACUCCAUGCUGGUGCAUGUGGCUCCUAGAAGUGCGCACUUGCUCCUGGGUGCGAAGAUGCGUAUUUCUGUUAAUCUUGAACGACGAAACCGAAACAAGAAAGAAUAGACCCAACCCUAGCCCGUAGGUAGAACCUUAAUUUAUCACUUUUAAGCGCUGUUAGUUGUUAGGUGAACAAAACUAUACAAAUAUGAAGUUUUUUUUUGAUCGCGAGCGCGAGCGCGUGCGUAAGAUGUUCGCAGCUCCGAGUGCUGGAACUUUAAAGAUGGAAGCAAGAAACUAUUCGACAAAGGUUAUUGUGUAUGAAACGAAAAGAAAAGAUACAAAUUGAAGAGCAUUGAGGAGAACUGUAACGAGAAUGAACUUUUUUUUUGUAGGAAAUAUCUUGUAUCGUUUCAAAUGUAAAAUAUAUUCAGAAAUAAAGAAACGAAAAUUGAAAAA